Molecule: messenger RNA, 1778 nt
Organism: Drosophila kikkawai
Lineage: Eukaryota; Metazoa; Arthropoda; Insecta; Diptera; Drosophilidae
Product: synaptic vesicle glycoprotein 2B
Biological process (GO): transmembrane transport
Cellular component (GO): membrane
Molecular function (GO): transmembrane transporter activity
Source: RefSeq, a predicted model, not a curated record
CUAAUUUUUUGAGGGAGAUGGACAAUUUCAAUCAGGUUAUCGACCAAAUUGGUUUCGGUAGUAUGCAUCUGUACGCCACCAUUACGCUGGGCCUGCUACAGAUGCUGACCAUCCACGAAACCAUGGGCAUGGGCAUCAUUGGCCCCGCCUCUGUGUGCGAUUUGCGGAUAAACCAGGUGCAACUGGCCUCGUUAACUGCGGCUGGGUUUUUGGGCAUUAUCAGCUCCUCGUACUUCUGGGGCUAUAUCACCGACAAGAAGGGUCGGCGCUGGACGCUGCUGCGCACCAUCACAGUGAGCAAUGUCUGCUCAAUUGUGUCCAUGUUUAUGGUCAACUUUAGUGGCUUUUUUGUGAUGCGCUUUAUAACGGGUAUUUUUGUGGCUGCUCCCAGCUUCGUGGCCGCAACCUAUCUUAGUGAGUUCUGUAGUCAACGGAUCUUGGCCCGUACCCUCACCCAUAUGUAUAUGUUCACCGGCUUCGCCAUGCUCUACUGCCCCGCCUGGGCCGCUCUCUUUCUAAGCACAAAGUUUAUGGAGUUCGAGGUGGAGGUUGCUGGGAGCCUGAGCCUGCGACCGUGGCGCAUUCUGGGUUGCUUAAACAUUCUGCCGGGCGUGAUCGCCUUCUUCCUGCUGCUGUCUUUGCCAGAAAGCCCCAAAUUCCUCUUCAAUAUCGGUGACACCGAUAAGGGCCUGGCCGCAAUGGAACGGAUUUGUCACAAGAACACUGGCAAACCCCUUAGUGCCGAGCAGAUUCAAAGUUUGCGCAUUUACCAGAGUGUGGCGUCUGCCCGGUUUAAGCGGAAAAAGAGCGAAUACAACUUCCUGCGCUCGAUGAUCGAUGACGCCAUGCCCCUGUUCCGGAAGCCGUUCCUGGGCUUAUUCAUGGCCGCCUGCUUGGUAAUGUUCAUCUUGGGUAUGAUGGCAAAUGGCCUGGGGCUUUGGUACACGGCCAUGCGGAAUCGCUACAACAUGCGCCAAGGCAACAUAAAGGGUAUGUCAUUUUGCCGGGUCCUCUUCUUUCCCGAAAUGCGACCCUUGAUGGAGACUGAAAAAGACUUUGAACCGGUGUGCAACGAUGCUUUCAAGGGCUUCAACGACUCGUUUAUCCUGGGAGUCGUUUACAUUAUCCUGUACAACAUUUGCUGGCUAUCGCUCUUCUGCGUGCCCAGGAAGGUCAUGUUCGUCGUCUCCAUGUUGAUCUCCUCGCUUUGUGGGUUCCUGCUGAUCUUCGUCAAGGACCGGUGGGUGCAGCUCUUCUCGCUGGUAUUCUUUCUGGCCAUUCCUGGUGCGGUGGUGAGUCUGCUGGGUGGCGCCCUCUGUUUGUUUGUGCCCACCCACUUACGCGGCAAGGCUCUGUGCAUCAGCCUGAUGUGGUGCCGCUGUGGGGCAGCCUUGGGCAGCAUCUUGACUGGUUCCGGCUUCCAUAACAAUUGUGAAAUAUCUCUGAUUGCGAUCGCCGUUUUACCUCUAAUUGCAGUUGGCACGGAGGGGUACUUGCCCAUGUGAAAUAGGGUUUCUUAUGUUUUUACAACAUAUGUGUAUCUUCAUCGAAAAUCAUUCGUAUUUAUAUUUUGUGUACUUAGCUGGAGUAAGGGUAGUUUUGGUGGCAAAAUUGUUAAAAUUUCAGUACCUCCUUUCGUCGCAUCGCCGAAAACUAGGCAGCGAAUUUUAAAAUUGAUUCUGUAAAAUCAACGUUAAUGUUUAUGUAAAGUAAAAUAAUAGAAUGGUCAACUAACAAUUGAUUAAAGCCCAUGUAUAUAAAUUUAUAAUAUAUAUGUA